This is a messenger RNA of Camellia sinensis, 387 nucleotides long. RefSeq lists its product as uncharacterized. The record is from RefSeq and is a predicted model, not a curated record. NCBI's taxonomy places the organism in Eukaryota, Viridiplantae, Streptophyta, Magnoliopsida, Ericales, Theaceae. Gene Ontology annotation, cellular component: cytochrome b6f complex.
AUGGCAACAGCAACAGCAACAGCAUCAGCAACUCUGUCUGCGGCAACAUUUGCCGCCACCGUGAGCUCAGGCCGGUCUUCCCAGAGGAGAAAAACCAGAGUAAACUACAUUGGUGGAAUGAACUGUUUUAAUGGGCUUAAAGCUCAUAACAAUGUGGCCUCUUUAGGCGUUCCUGUUUGCACUGAACAGUCAUUUGCCAAGAUUGUUAGCUCUUUGAAACUUCCAUCACAAGGCAGAGGUGGUGGUGGUGGUGCUCUGUCUUCCACCUGUGACGCAGCUGCUGAGAUAUUCAAGAUUGCAGCAAUCAUGAAUGGGCUUGUUCUUAUCGGAGUUGCUGUGGGUUUUGUUCUUCUCCGAAUCGAAGCCUCGGUUGAGGAAUCUGAGUGA